AUGUCGUCCACAGCAUCAACAACGAGUUAUCACGACACAUCCAGUGCUCAUUCUCACAACACAACGACUGCUUCCUCAUCCCAACAACAACAACAACCAACCACUAUGAGAUCGCGACGAUUUGCCACCAAACCCACCGUCAUUAAACUCCAACAACAACAACCCUCAUCUCAUACCUCAUCACCCACCUUGACACCCAAUGAAAGUAGUAAUGGCGAUGAAGAGAUACAUGUGGUGGUAUCACCAUCACCUGUCGCAACGAUCCACAACAACAACAACAACAACAUAUCGAAUGGAUCUGUGAAAUCACCAACCAUUGAUGAAUCACCAACAACAAGUGGCGGUAGUUCCAAUGAUCAUAUACGUUCGAACACAAUUACUCCUACUUCCGCUACUUGUACUACUCUCAGUACAACAUUUCAUUGGAAUCACAACAUUGGUUCAAUGGCUUCUUCUGCUGGAGAGACAUCACCUUGUCUGGAAUUUUCUCCUACGACCUCCAACACCACUUGCUCAUUGAAUUGCUUUCGAAUAGGUGUUCCUUACAUUGUGGUGAGUUCUAAUAAGGUCAAGUAUGAAUUGGUGUUGUGUGUGAGAGAUCGAAAAAAUGUUCCACCUCUCUCGUGUCAAAAACGAUAUUCCGAUAUUUUGAAAUUUCACCAACGUCUCUCAAAAAUCAUGAAAAUGUCUCGAGAAUUACAAAAUUUAUUUCCAAGUAAGAUUGGAUUUAUGGUGGUUUCUAAAAAUUCAGCGUCACGAAAACGAAAAGCAGCCUUUGAGAAAUAUUUUGAAUUAUUGGUUGAAGAAAUUUUCACACAAUUUUCACAAUCACUUUCCAAGGAAUGGAUUCAUCAAAUUAUUACCAUUCUAUUAGAAGAAUUAUUUGAAAUUCAAUUCAUUGAAGAUGUUUUGAACACUUUGAGAAAACCAACAACUAGUGGAACAACAACAUCGAGUGAUCAUGUGUUUAAGGAACUUGAAUCUGACGUUGCGAAAUCUCUCAAUUUGUCAUUAUCAUUGAAACAAAUGACAAAAGGUACUGUUUUUGCGUAUUUGAAUCCUCACACAUCACGGAUGUAUGAACAAAUUACAGAAAAUUCCUCAAAUUGUAAGAUUAACACAAUUUCUGACAUGGUUCAAAAUCAGGUGAAUGUGUUGCAUGUAUUUUGUGCUGAUCGAGCAAAACAAGAAGAAUUUGGAAUUCCAGUGAUCGCCAAUUCGACAGAUGGUCAAGACGAAGAUCGAGAAAUUCAAAAUACAGAAUAUCAAAUUUUAAAACUGAAUUUAAAUCGUCAUCGUGACAUGAGAUUGUCACUCGAUGGCAUUCUUCAAUCCAUGGUUUCAGCUGCAGAUGUACAUAUUACUCUCAAAAAUUAUUACUUAAAGUUAGAAUUUGAGGAACUGCUGUUCAAAGAUCCAAUCUUAAAACAAAUACUGGAGAAGGGAGAAAAAUGUAAAACAGAAUUUCUUGAAGAUGGACUAAAACAAGUUUUUGUUCAUUCAAUUUUUGAUGAAAGUUCAGGAAACAAGUCCUCUUUCAACGAUGGGGACGUUCAACAAGUGAAAAAGAUGUUAGAAACUCUCUCUGCACUCUCAAAGCAAGCAAAAGAACUCGACAUGAAGUAUUCAAUUUUGUUCACUCAACUUUUGAAAGCAGUCACCUCGGUAGACAAGCAAUUAAUUCAAAAAACUGUCGAACAAAUUAAUCUUAAAUCACAAACCAUUUCUUCAAUUAAUGAGAAAUUAACAGAAGGUCUCAAAUAUUGGUAUCAAUUUAUGGAUCAAAAAACGAGUAAGGUGAUUACAGAAAAGGAAGGUUUUCAUCACGACCUAAUUCUCGUAUUUUUACUUCCUCUCUGUUUUAGUGUUGUGAGUUACAAGAUUUCAUGUGUUCCGCAAGUUUUGAAACUAUUUUUUGGCCUUCGAUGUGAGAGUGUGACCACAGAAAUUGAGUUAAUGACUGAAAAUGAUUUUUACACACUUGGAACUACAUCAAACAAGGAAGAAGAACAUGCAUCCUCCGUCACUGCUCUUAACAGCCAGGCCACAAAUUCCUCCUCUUCGCCAUUAUCUACAACCAAUUCUCCUUCAACUCCUGACAACAAGAAAAAACAAAAGAAGACGGGUAAUGAUGAAGAACAACUCACUCUUCCUAAGUCACUCUUUGGAACGAACGUCAUUCAUGCUAUCAAGGUUAUGACACUUUUGUGUGAAUCUCAAUAUUCACCCUUCUCGUAUUGUGUCGAAUUUUUAAAGAAAUUAUGGAAUACUAUUAUCAGUGAAAGUAGUAAGGCAGUGGAUGACUGGAGAAACGUACAUUAUGUAUUGCAUGAGGAAGAAAGAAAACUCACAAGACUAUUCUUGAGCUUUGAAGACGACUCGGCGGUUGAUGAUUUCUUUAAUAUUCAAGAAUUAACAAAACAGAAAUUAGAGAGAGUGGCCAUGAAAUUGAAAUUAUCUUCAGAAUGUUUUAAUAUUUCACAUAAUGAGUAA
Messenger RNA from Naegleria fowleri, 2493 nucleotides. RefSeq lists its product as uncharacterized. Gene Ontology annotation, molecular function: phosphatidylinositol binding. The transcript has a single exon. The coding region runs from base 1 to 2493 and encodes 830 amino acids. The record is from RefSeq and is a predicted model, not a curated record. NCBI's taxonomy places the organism in Eukaryota, Heterolobosea, Eutetramitea, Acrasida, Naegleriidae.